Acanthosepion pharaonis is the source of this 486-nucleotide messenger RNA. NCBI's taxonomy places the organism in Eukaryota, Metazoa, Mollusca, Cephalopoda, Sepiida, Sepiidae. The record is from the annotation of a GenBank genome assembly.
AUGGGAGGAGUUGGAAAAGGAUGUUGUCAAGUACUAACAGACACACACAUAUGCACAUACAUAUGUACACACAAUCACACCUUUUCUUCCCCCUCUUUUCUUUCCCUCUUUUUCUGCUUUCACCUUUCUACUUGUCUUCUUCCUCCAUUCUUUCCACUUUUCACUUAUUUUCCUUUCCUUCCUUCCUUCCUUCCUUCCUUCCUGUUUUUUUUUUUUAUUUUCCUUCUCCCUUUCCAAUACCCUUCUUACCCCUCCAUUCUUCCUUCUCCUUUCUCACCUUCUUCUCCUCUUACCUUCCUCCAUAGAUUAUCAUAUUCUUCCCACCCUCUUCCUAUCUUCCAUGACUACUUCCUUCCUUCCUGUCUAUUCAUUUCCCACCUUCCCUUCCAAUCACCUUCCUUCCACUCUUUCUCCCUCCAUCUUUCUUUCCUUCUUCCUUUCCUCCAAAAUUCCUCCUUAACUUCUCCCUCCAUUUUUUAUGGUUGA